GUGUCUCCUCGAAAUGGCUGUUCGCUACUCGAAGGUGACAGCUGCAGUCGCCGCCGCAUGUCUCGUCCUUGGAGUGACUCAGAUGUCUCAAAGGUCUUCUCCUUCCGUCCUCAAGCAGGACAAGGCCUCUGGCCAUCAGGGAGUCACCUACCAGCCGCUCCCCAAGUUCUCUCCCAUCGGCACUGAUGCUGCCUUCAUGGGCAAGGGUGAUGGCGAGGGCACCAGCGUUGCUGACAGGGCCAAGUUCCAGAUGCUUCCUGCCAUCAACAUCAAGAACAUCAAGAACAUGAACAUCGCUCAAUGCAAGGCCUGGGGAAGGCAAUUCGCCAAGGCUCGCAUGCACAGCCUCAAGGACAAGGUUGGAACCCCAAGUGACCGCCGCAUCGCUGCUCACUGCAGCCAGCUCAUCCACAAGCAGAUCGCUGACACCAAGGAUGCUAUCGAGAAGAGGGAUGCUGCCUUGAAGAAGUACUACAAGCCUCACUCCGCUGCCAAGGCCCCCGUCCAGAAGGCUGACAUCAAGAAGGCCCCAGUCGCUGUUGCUGCUGCUAAGACUCAGGUCAAGGCUCUCAAGUCGACUGUCCCCGGAUGGAAGAGGAUCGCUGGAGUUCCCAUGCACCACAAGUUCGGCUUCAACAAGAAGCUCCACAUGGGUGCCCUCGCUCAGUACAAGAGGGAGGAAGUUGCCAACAAGGCCAGCAAGUCCAUGAAGUACUUCAAGAAGGUUGGACUGUACUAGACAUCCAGCCGGGAGGGAUAUACGAAGGGCCUGGGAAACUUUUGAAUCCACUUGUACGUUGCCGCAGAAUGUACAAUGGCUCCUUGAAUGAAGAACCUGUCUAGCAGCAGAAAAUUU
Molecule: messenger RNA, 856 nt
Organism: Guillardia theta CCMP2712
Lineage: Eukaryota; Cryptophyceae; Pyrenomonadales; Geminigeraceae
Exons: 13
Coding region: 14-739 (241 amino acids)
Source: RefSeq, a predicted model, not a curated record